This is a messenger RNA of Cherax quadricarinatus, 4585 nucleotides long. The record is from RefSeq and is a predicted model, not a curated record. NCBI's taxonomy places the organism in Eukaryota, Metazoa, Arthropoda, Malacostraca, Decapoda, Parastacidae.
CACCAUCUGAGGUCCCUUACACCCACCAUAAACCCACCAUCUGAGGUCCCUUACACCCACCAUAAACAUCCCUGAUAAUCUGGUGGAGGCGCCUCACCAUAGAUGUCCUCCUCCCUCAGGAAUUAAGGCUCCUGGUUGCACAUGGUUCCGAGGGGGAGUCCAAAGGGGCAAAGCUUAGGGAGGUUGAAGAUCGGGAUAUAUGCUGCGACUCCAAAAAUAUUUUGUGGGAGACUACCAGGUUGUAUCUUACUUGAUAUCUUCAGUACUUCAAGAAGGUGUGAAAGACUAGCAGGUUGUAACUUACACGAUAUCUUCAGUACUUCAAGAAGCCCCAGUGAAAGACUACCAGGUUGUAACUUACACGAUAUCUUCAGUACUUCAAGAAGCCCCAGUGAAAGACUACCAGAUUGUAUCUUAUGCUAAAUCUUCAAUAUUUCAAAAAGGGCAACACCUGUUUUUCUUACAAAUUUUUAAUUGGUCAGAUAUUAAUAAUUAAAGAAUUUUGCUUUUGAUAUUGCAAAUUCUAUCUAAAAACUGCAUGGCAGUUAACAGAAAAAUGUAAGUUAGUAAUAUUGUUGUUAAGCAAUUUCAGAAAAAAUCAGCAUUUAAACACAAUAGAAAAAUAAUGAAAAUGCUUUUCAGUGUAUGUUCAUUGUUUUAGUACAUAUAUGUUUGUCUUUUAACACAAAACAAACAAAAUUAUUGUAGUCUCUUAAAACAAAUAAAAUAAACUUUAUCAGUGAUCAUAGAUAGAAAUAGUUUUGCCUAAAACAAAUCAAAACUUUGUAAUAGAUUCAUGAGGAAAAUUGUAUGUCUAGUGCACAAAAUAUUUUACCAAAAAAUAAAUCUUGAAAUACAUAUGAGAGUACAUUAGAUUAACUAAACCACUUUUGAAUGACUAAAGUAUUUUAAAAUGGAAAUAUCUUUGAAAAAUAUGAAAAAGCAUAAAGGAGAUAAACCAUUUCAGUGUUCACAGUGUCUGAAAUAUUUUACCAAAAAAGCCAAUCUUGUGAAUCAUAUGCGACUACAUACGGGAGAUGACACAUUUCGGUGUUCAGAGUGUCUGAAAUGUUUUACUACAAAAGGCAGUCUUGUGAAUCAUAUGCGACUACAUACAGGAGAUGACACAUUUCGCUGUUCAGAGUGUCUGAAAUGUUUUACUGCAAAAGGUAAUCUUUUGACACACAUGAGAGUUCAUACAGGAGAUAAACCAUUUCAAUGUUCAGAGUGUCUGAAAUGUUUUAGUCGUAAACACUCUCUUGUGAUGCAUAUGAGAGUACAUACAGGAGAUAAACCAUUUCAGUGUUCAGAGUGCCUGAAAUGUUUUAUUGGGAAAUAUUAUCUUUUGAAACAUAUGAGAGUACAUACAGGAGAUAAACCAUUUCAGUGUUCAGAGUGUCUGAAAUAUUUUAGUGCAAAAGGCAGUCUUGUGGAUCAUAUGCGACUACAUACAGGAUAUGAAACAUUUCGGUGUUCAGAGUGUCUGAAAUGUUUUACUAGAAAAGGCAAUCUUAUGAAUCAUUUGCGAAUACAUACGGGAGAUGAAACAUUUCAGUGUUCAGAGUGUCUGAAAUGUUUUGCUGCAAAAGGUAAUCUUUUGACACACAUGAGAGUUCAUACAGGAGAUAAACCAUUUCAGUGUUCAGAGUGUCUGAAAUGUUUUAUUGGGAAAUGUAAUCUUUUGAAACAUAUGAGAGUGCAUACAGGAGAUAAACCAUUUCAGUGUUCAGAGUGUCUGAAAUGUUUUACUACAAAAGGCAGUCUUAUGAAUCAUAUGCGACUACAUACGGGAGAUGAAACAUUUCGGUGUUCAGAGUGUCUGAAAUGUUUUACUACAAAAGGCAGUCUUGUGAAACAUAUGCAACUACAUACGGGAGAUGAAACAUUUCGGUGUUCAGAGUGUCUGAAAUGUUUUACUACAAAAGGCAGUCUUAUGAAUCAUAUGCGACUACAUACAGGAGAUGACACAUUUCAGUGUUCAGAGUGUCUGAAAUGUUUUACUACAAAAGGCGGUCUUGUGUAUCACAUGCGACUACAUACGAGAGGUGAAACAACACGACUACAUAAGAGAGAUGAAACAUUUCAGUGUUCAGAGUGUCUGAAAUAUUUUAGUAGACAAGGCAGUCUUGUGAAUCAUAUGCGACUACAUACGGGAGAUAAAACAUUUCAGUGUUCAGAGUGUCUGAAAUGUUUUACUACGAAAGACAGUCUUGUGAAUCAUAAGCGACUACAUACGGGAGAUAAAACAUUUCAGUGUUCAGAGUGUCUGAAAUGUUUUACUGCAAAAAAUAGUCUUUUGACACACUUGAGAGUUCAUACAGGAUAUAAACCAUUUCAAUGUUCAGAGUGUCUGAAAUGGUUUUCUGAAAAAGGCGGUCUUGUGAAACAUUUGCGAGUACAUACAGGAGAUAAACCAUUUCAGUGUUCAAAUUGUUUGAAAUGCUUUAGUGAAAAAGGCACUCUUGUGAAACAUAUGCGAGUACACACAGGAGAUAAACCAUUUCAGUGCUCAAAGUGUCUGAAACGCUUUACUAAGAAAAACACUCUUGCGAGACAUUUGCUAGUACAUAUGAAGAUGAAACAUGUUAGUGUUUAAUGUAUCAGGAAUAUUUUAGUUUUAAACACAUGAGAAUACAGUGGAACCUCUACUUGCGAGUUUAAUCCAUUCCUUGACCUUACUUGCUACUUGCGAGUUUAAUCUGUUCCUUGACCUUACUUGCUACUUGCGAGUUUAAUCUGUUCCUUGACCUUACUUGCUACUUGCGAGUUUAAUCUGUUCCUUGACCUUGCUUGCAACUGGAUUUGCUCAUUUGCAGAGUCAAUUUUCCUCAUUUAAAUUAACUGAAAUGCAAUUAAUCCAUUCCAGUGGCAUUCUGUACUUCAAUAAUUUUGCUAAUAUCAACUUUACGGAUUAAUUAUCUAUCUCACUUCAUCUAAUAUGACAUAAUAACCAAUAUAAAUAACAUAGAAACCUGAUGUAUACUCUAAAAUGAAUAAAAUAUGUAAUUCAUGUAGUGGUAUGGGCGGUGUCAAUGGUGGACGAGAGUUUGUCUGGAGACAGGACAAAAUACUUCUUGAAUAAUUUUGUUAAUAACAUCUAUACAGCUUAGAUAUCUAUCACAGUUCAUCUAAUAUGACAUAACAAACAAUAUAAAUAACAUACAAACCUGAUAUAUACCCUAGAAUGAAUAAAAUGUCAUUAUAUAUUUUACUAUUAGCACACUGGCCGAUUCCCACCAAGGCAGAGUGGCCCGAAAAAGAAAAACUUUCACCAUCACUCACUCCAUCACUGUCUUACCAGAAGGGUGCUUUACACUACAGUUUUUAAACUGCAACAUUAACACCCCUCCUUCAGAGUGCAGGCACUGUACUUCCCAUCUCCAGGACUCAAGUCCUGCCUGCCGGUUUCCCUAAAUCUUUUAAUAAAUGUUACUUUGCUCAAACUCCAACAGCACAUCAAGUAUUAAAAACUAUGUCUCCAUUCACUCCUAUCAAACACGCUCAUGCAUACCUGCUGGAAGUCCAAGCCCCUCGCACACAAAACCUCCUUUACCCCCUCCCUCCAACCUUUCCUAGGCCGACCCCUACCCCACCUUCCUUCCACUACAGACUGAUACACUCUUGAAGUCAUUCUGGUUUGCUCCAUUCUCUCUACAUGUCCGAACCACCUCAACAACCCUUCCUCAGCCCUCUGGACAACAGUUUUGGCAAUCCCGCACCUCCUCCUAACUUCCAAACUACGAAUUCUCUGCAUUAUAUUCACACCACACAUUGCCCUCAGAAAUGACAUCUCCACUGCCUCCAGCCUUCUCCUCUCAUUAUAUAUGUCAUUAUAUAUGUAGUUAGUAGGUUGGUAGACAGCAACCACCCAGGGAGGUACUACUGUCCUGCCAGAUGACUGAAACAGAAACCUGUAAUUGUUUUACAUGGUUGUAGGAUUGCGGUGUCUUUUUCUGUCUCAUAAACACGCUAGAUAACAGGGAUAUCUUGCCACUCCUACUUUCAGUUUUGUCACACCUCACAGGCAUACACAUGCAUAUAUACAUACAUCUAGGUUUUUUCUCCUUUUUCUAAAUAGCUCUUGUUCUUCUUUAUUUCUUCUGUUGUCCAUGGGGAAGUGGAAAAGAAUCUUUCCUCCGUAAGCCAUGUGUGUUGUAUGAGGCAACUAAAAUGCCGGGAGCAAUGGGCUAGUAACCCCUUCUCGUGUAAACAUUUACUAAAAAAGAGAAGAAAAAACUUUAUAAAACUGGGAUGCUUGAAUGUGCGUGGAUGUAAUGCGGAUGACAAGAAACAGAUGAUUGCUGAUGUUAUGAAUGAAAAGAGUUGGAUGUCCUGGCCCUAAGUGAAACAAAGCUGAAGGGGGUAGGGGAGUUUCAGUGGGGAGAAAUAAAUGGGAUUAAAUCUGGAGUAUCUGAGAGAGAUAGAGCUAAGGAAGGGGUAGCAAUAAUUGAAGGAUCAGUUAUGGAAGGAGAAAAGAGAAUAUAAAUGUGUAAAUUCAAGGAUUAUGUGGAUUAAAGUAAAGGUUGGAUGCGAAAAGUGGAUCAUAAUAAACAUGUAUGCACCUGGAGAAGAGGAGGAAUAUAGA